AAAAAACAAAUCUUCUCUAACGAUUACUGUGAAUAGAAAGAACAUCAGCGACACCCAAAAAAAAUCUUAUCAGACAAUAAAAGUAUUGCAGGAAGUUUUUUCAAUCCUCUCAGAAAAUGUCUAAAACUCCUUCUUUCGAUAAAGAACGUGAUUAUAUUGGUUUUGCAACACUGCCCGAACAAGUUCAUCGAAAGUCUGUCAAGCGUGGAUUUGAAUUCACAUUAAUGGUCGUCGGUGAAUCCGGUUUAGGCAAAUCGACUUUAAUCAAUAGUUUGUUUUUGGGAGAUUUAUAUAAAAAUCGCAUUAUACCAAAUGUGGAAGAACGGAUUGAGAAGACAACACGUAUCGAAAAGAAAACAAUGGAUAUUGAAGAGCGCGGAGUACGCUUAAGAUUGACUGUAGUCGAUACGCCGGGCUUUGGAGAUGCCAUCAAUUGCGAGGAUAGCUGGAGAGUAUGCACGGCUUACAUAGAUGAACAAUUUCGUCAAUAUUUUACGGAUGAAAGCGGUUUAAAUCGUCGUAAUAUCCAAGAUAAUCGCGUGCACUGUUGCUUGUAUUUUGUACCACCCUGGGGCCAUAGUUUACGUCAAAUGGAUUUGGAUAUGAUUAAACGUUUACAACGUAAAGUGAAUAUCGUUUUGGUUAUUGGGAAAGCCGAUUGUCUGACUAAGACGGAGGUACGCAACUUAAAAGAACGCAUUUUGCGCGACCUGGAAGAUAAUCAUAUACAGUUAUAUCAGUUUCCUGAAUGCGAUUCCGAUGAAGAUGAAGACUUUAAGCAGCAAGAUCGUGAACUAAAAGCUUCGAUACCGUUUGCGGUGGUCGGUAGUAAUACAAUUUUGGAUAUUGCCGGUAAAAAGGUGAGAGGUCGUCAAUAUCCAUGGGGUGUUGUUAAUGUAGAAGAUCCUGAACAUAGUGAUUUCAUUAAGCUAAGGACUUUUCUCAUCUCUACGCACAUGCAAGAUUUAAAAGACACCACCCAGGAUGUGCACUAUGAAAAUUUCCGAGCUCAAUGCAUUUCACAAAUAUCACAGCAUGCUUUACGAGAGCGCGGUAAAUUGAAGCGUGACUCGAUCAGUUCUACUAAUGGUUUUGAGUCGGUCAUAUCCGAAACAGAUCGUUUACUCUUGCAAAAAGAUGAAGAGAUACGACGAAUGCAAGAUAUGCUAACACAAAUGCAAGAGAAAUUAAAGCAGACUCAUCUUAUGGAAAUGAAGAAGAACGAUAGUGUCAUAGAUGUUUAGAGAGCGUUGAAAACCGCAAGACGUAAAAAGAAGAGAAAAACUUAUCGAUUUACCUCUUUUCUAUAGGAAAAUCACCUUCCAAUUAUUUAAUACAUAUAUAAACCUCCACCUCUCCAUUUUCCCUAACCAACAAAUUGUUUCAAUCCCUGGACCUUCAUAUUAACAGUCUCUCUUUUACGGUUUUCUUGGAAUAUUCAAAAAAAAAAAAAAAAAA
Glossina fuscipes is the source of this 1458-nucleotide messenger RNA. RefSeq names its product septin-2 (gene Septin4). Gene Ontology annotation, cellular component: septin ring; cell division site; septin complex. Gene Ontology annotation, biological process: regulation of exocytosis; cytoskeleton-dependent cytokinesis. The transcript is spliced from 4 exons. Lineage: Eukaryota; Metazoa; Arthropoda; Insecta; Diptera; Glossinidae. The record is from RefSeq and is a predicted model, not a curated record. Gene Ontology annotation, molecular function: GTP binding; GTPase activity; molecular adaptor activity. Bases 117 to 1244 code for a protein of 375 amino acids.